Messenger RNA from Parasteatoda tepidariorum (common house spider), 773 nucleotides. Lineage: Eukaryota; Metazoa; Arthropoda; Arachnida; Araneae; Theridiidae. The record is from RefSeq and is a predicted model, not a curated record.
ACCCGUCACAUGUCAAAGUUUUUGUUUUUGGUUGUGGGUGAUUUAAAACGUGAAAGCGUGGAAACUGGAGCAAAUUAAAUGUUUAAAAUAUCGUAAAUGAAAUAGUUACUACAUAAGUUUUCAUCCUCAAUUAAAUAAUUAGCAUACUUAAGUUUUUUAAUGUUCUGUUUUAGUUAUUUGUAUUUUAAUAAAGUUGCAUAAUAUUUUAUAAAAUAUUAUGUAAUGAAGACUAGUAGUAGCGUAACAUUGAACUGCAGUCUAAAAGGAUGUAAAUAAACGUUUGUUAAAAGUUAUGCAGCUUUUAUAAGAUGAAUUUAUUUUUCAUUUACGACCUUACUCAUUGCAAAGCUGAUGAAGAUGAUCCGAAAGAAGCCAUUAUUUAUUUUUAUCCCACUCAGUCAGCUGAAAGUGAGUGGUAUCUACUUUGCUGUCAAAUUGUGGGAAUGGCUAAGUUCUUACGAAGCACGUUUUCAACGCCGCACAUUGUCAGUUUAGAUCAAGGAAAAUUUGCUCUUCUCUGGUCUGGAAAAUAUUUAUUGGCUCUUGGAGCAGAUUCUGACAUUGAGUCAAGUGCUCUUCAAAGUCAAAUGCUGUUUUUAUGUGGAAUAUUUUGUUUCUACCAUGGCAGUAUCAGCAAUGUAUGCAAAGGGGAUAGGCAAGAAUUUCUUGCUAAAAUGGAAUUGUCUUGGUCUCGCUAUAUCACAUUAUCUCAAUGUUUUGGAAGUAUGCCUCAGUUUUCUAUAAAUGCUCUACCUUUAACAGCUUUUAAAAAA